Maylandia zebra (zebra mbuna) is the source of this 2753-nucleotide messenger RNA. The record is from RefSeq and is a predicted model, not a curated record. NCBI's taxonomy places the organism in Eukaryota, Metazoa, Chordata, Actinopteri, Cichliformes, Cichlidae.
UGUGUGAGCUGAGUGUGUGAGCUGCGGCAGCAACGAUGCCUUCAGUUCAGUAUCUGAGAGAGUUCAUCAACGAGCGACUAACUGCUGCUGCUGAACAAAUAUUCUUGGAGUUUGAAAAAACGAUCGUCCAGUACGAGGAAGAGAUCGACCGUCAGCGCAGACUGCUGGAUAUCACCUGGAAACCCCAAAUCAAGCUGCACAGGACAGACCUCCAACAGCAACAUGUCUGUGAGGAGGAGGAGGUUCAGCAGAGGAGCCGAACACAGUCUCUACAGAUUAAAGAGGAACAGGAGGAGCUGUGCAUCAGUCAGGACGGGGAGCAGCGUGCACUGAAGGAGGAGACUGAUACCUUUAUGGUGACUGUAACCUAUGACGACAGCGAUCUCAGUGAACCUGACCUGGACAGCGACCAGCUCGGCUCUCGCAGCUCUCUUCUCUACGAAAGCCGAGAUCAGGAAGGAAGCGAGAGUUUCGAUUCUACUUCAACUGCCACUAGAAACAUAAGUCAGAGUAGCAACGCAGAAAUCUUUCCCACAUCAGAGAGUCAGUGUAACACCGACAUAGUCCCCAAAUCUCUAAAAUGCAAUGUUUGUGGAAAGGUCUUUAAGCCUUUUAGUGACCCGUUAGCAUUUAAGAGACACAUGGCAGUCCACUCGGGCGAAAAGCCGUACUCCUGCAAAACGUGUGGGAAAAGUUUCACUAAAAAUAGUACUUUACUGGGCCACAUGAGAGUUCACACAGGGGAGAAGCUGUAUUCUUGUGAAACGUGUGGGAACAGUUUUACUCGAAAAGGUAGUCUGCUGGUGCACAUGAGAAUCCACUCGGGCGAGAAGCCGUACGUUUGUAACGCCUGCGGCGAGCGCUUUUGUUACUUGUCGGCGCUUAAAAAGCACAAGGCGGUGCACACGGGCGAGAAGCCGUAUUCCUGCGAAACGUGUGGGAAAGGUUUUACGGAGCGCGGCAGUUUGUUGGUUCACAUGAGAAUCCACUCGGGCGAGAGACCGUAUACUUGUAAAACCUGCGGGAAAAGUUUCACUAAAAAAUGUACUCUGUUGGUGCACAUGAGAAUUCACACCGGCGAGAAGCCGUACUCGUGUAAAAUCUGCGGGAUGAGUUUCAGUAAAAAUGGUGGUUUGUUGGUGCACAUGAAAACUCACACAGCUGAGACGCUGAAGUCGGACAUUUCUGUGGGCAAAGACUCUCUAGCUGUCGGAGCCGCGAUGUCGUCAGUUCGGUACCUGAGAGAGUUUAUCAACGAGCGACUAACUGCUGCCGCCGAGGAAAUCUUCCUGGAGUUUGAAAAAACCAUCGUCCAGUACGAGGAAGUGAUCGACCGGCAGCAGAGGCUGCUGAGCAUCACCUGGAAACCCGAAACACAGCUGCACAAGACAGACGUCCCACAGCAGCCUGUCUGUAAGGAGGAGGAGGAGGUUCUCCCUGAGCAGCAGGAGAGGAGCUCCAGUCUGGACCAGGAGGAACCAGAACCUCCGCAGAUUAAAGAGGAACCCGAGGAACUGUGCAGCAGUCAGGAGGGAGAGCCGCUGGUGCUGAAGGAGGAGAUCGAUACUUUUAUGGUGACUGAAACUUAUGAGGAAAGCGAGCACAGCGACUCAGAGCCGGACAGCGAUCAGCUCCUCUCUCACAGCUCUGCCGAGAGAACCGAGAUCCGAGACCAGGAAGGAGUCCGCAGCGCAGAUCCAGGAGCGUCUAGAAGUCACAGCAGCAACGCAGAAGACUCUCCGGUGUCAGAGAGUCCGUGUAACGCCACCGCAGGGGAAAAGUCUUUAACGUGCGGCUUUUGUGGGAAAGCCUUCAAGAACAAGUACAAGAUGAUUGAUCACCACAGAGUCCACACGGGUGAGAAGCCGUAUUCUUGUGAAACGUGUGGGAGGAGUUUCACUCAGAGGGGAACGCUGACCGUCCACAUGAGGACUCACACAGGCGAGAAGCCGUAUUCCUGCAAAAUAUGUGGGAAAGGUUGCACGGUGAGGAGUAAUCUGAUGGUCCACAUGAGAACGCACACAGGUGAGAUGCCUUACCUGUGUAAUACCUGCGGGGACAGGUUUUCAGACUUGUCGACAUACAAAAGACACACGACCGUCCACACGGGAGAGACGCCGUAUUCCUGCGAAACGUGUGGAAAGGCUUUUAACCGAGGCAGCAAUCUGCUGCGCCACAUGAGAACUCACACAGACGAGAGGCCUUAUUCUUGUCAAACGUGCGGGAAAAUGUUCACACGCAGUAAUCAUUUGUUGCGCCACAUGAAAAUUCACACGGGGGAGGAGUCCCAGUAGUGGUACUGUUAGUGGUGCUGGUCACAGGUACUUUAAAGCUGUCCUUAUACACAAAAAGGAAAGAGACAAAUGUAAUCCUGUCACACCAGGAUGCUCCAAGUAUUAUUCCUACAGUGUGUAAGAAUGAAAACGUCCAGUUCGAACAUAUUCAGGAGUGACUGCAGCCUCCGAGUGACAGGUGGGAACCUGAAAGUGGGAAUUCGGGAUGCACAAACCCAACUAGUCAAUAGUUUUUUAUGGGAUAUCCAUCAUUUGGAUCAUUGUGUGUGCUGCAGGCUGCUCUCAUAUUAUUCUCUACGACAUCCUCACAAAGACCAAAGUCUGUGUUUGUAUGUGUGAAACAGGAAUAACACUUCCCAAGUCUGCGAGUCCGUCAGGGUCCGCUCGAGUCCCAGUGACUUAACCAAUCACAGCAGAUGGCCCCGCCCCUCCCUGAGCCUGGUUCUGUUGGAGGUUUCU